AUGUUUCCACCACGUGUCCUGAGAGCCUGGGGGCAGAGGCUCACGUGCUUUUACAACAAUGCUCAGCUGGUGUCCUGGGUGGAUAUUGCAUUCCUCUGCUGUCUCUCAUCAAACAGUGCUUCCGCCUGCUCUGUCAUUUGUCUUGUCAUCCAGGAGCCCCACAUUGUGUACAGCUUCGACACCUCCAUCCCUCUCUGCAGGAACUGCACUGGUGUUGUGAAAACAAAAAUCAAUGCUGAAUAGCUGGUGGCCAUUUUCUAUGCAGCCCUGAACAGCAGCAUGUGGCAGAACCUGCCUCACCAGAAGGCACUGAAACUACACAAAGACCUCAGUUUUCCUGAAUGCUUCUCUGUGUGGGCAGAGCAGAAAACUUCCUUCAGGUUUGUGUGCAAGAGUUUUGUCAGCAAGGGUUUUACCUCUUUGAUGACUCAAGAGGAGAAAGCCCAAGGAAGAGUCUUAACCUUUUCCUGGUUUGACUUGACAGCUGUACCAAUAAGAAAGUCUCUCUUUAGCCAGCUGCUAGAAUAGAGCGAGCUUGUCCAGUGCCAUCCCAGGCCUGGUGCUCUACUAGACAAGGCAUCCUCUGGAGACUGGUCUACAAAAGUGGAGCCUAGUGUGAUACUGGAUGACAAGUCUCCAUGCUUCACAGCUGCUUCCAACAUCUUCUCAGAAAUUCCAGAGGAAACUGCUGAGUAUGAUUCUAAAUUCUCAUAAACCAUAAU
Messenger RNA from Lepidothrix coronata (blue-crowned manakin), 722 nucleotides. RefSeq names its product NADP dependent oxidoreductase domain containing 1 (gene NOXRED1). Lineage: Eukaryota; Metazoa; Chordata; Aves; Passeriformes; Pipridae. The record is from RefSeq and is a predicted model, not a curated record.